Botrytis deweyae is the source of this 2337-nucleotide messenger RNA. RefSeq lists its product as uncharacterized. Gene Ontology annotation, cellular component: intracellular membrane-bounded organelle; membrane; cortical endoplasmic reticulum. Lineage: Eukaryota; Fungi; Ascomycota; Leotiomycetes; Helotiales; Sclerotiniaceae. Bases 401 to 2074 code for a protein of 557 amino acids. Gene Ontology annotation, molecular function: sterol binding. The transcript is spliced from 8 exons. The record is from RefSeq and is a predicted model, not a curated record.
UUACCUGUCUGUCACGUCUACCAGUACUUACCGCAUCACAUCAUCCACCAUUGUCAGUGAUACACUAAAUUUAAAUUUUACCCAUAUUUAAGCCCUGUGACGUUGCAUGGUUCCUCGGAUCUCCCCUCUAUUCAGCACAUUUUGGUACUUCCUGCCGUUAACGAACACUUUUUAAUGGUCCACCUGAGGUUUUUACUCACACUUUUUGCCCAAACCCUUUCCAACAACGACAUACCUUGAAAUCCUUUACAUUUGUUCACGCCUUCGCCCAACCCAGCUUCCCAUUACAUCCACUCAUUCGGAAAGUGGUGGAUACGCAGAUCUUCUCUUAAUUUCCACAGCAUCUAGAAAGAAAGAACGCUCUACGAUACUCGUACUUACAAUUUAUUAAAUCGCAAGGAUGGUUAGCUUGGGUCAUGUUCAUCGGAGGCAGUCUGGUGCAAGCAACCGGUCUUCCGUCGACGAGUCAAAGGUUUCUGAUGCCGAGGAUGAGACUACGGUCGUUGAGCCAGAUCAGGGAAAUGUUCUCUCACACAUCAUCUCACAGCUUCGUCCGGGGGCUGAUCUGAGCCGCGUCGUCUUGCCUACCUUUAUUCUCGAGCCCAGAAGUAUGCUGGAAAGAAUCACAAACUUCAUGGCACAUCCGGAAACUCUGCUUCCCAUGGCGGAGGUCGAGGACCCCUUGCAAAGAUUUACUUCGGUGGUGAAGUUCUACCUGAGUGGAUGGCACAUCAAACCUCCAGGGGUUAAGAAACCACUCAAUCCUAUCCUCGGCGAAAUUUAUACUUGUUAUUGGCAGUUUCCAGAUAAUACAAAGGGAUACUAUAUUUCCGAGCAAACCUCUCAUCAUCCUCCGAAAUCAAGCUACUUUUACAUGGCGCCAGAACACAAUAUACGAAUCGACGGAUGUUUGAAACCUCGAAGCAAAUUUUUGGGCAAUUCUGCGGCUAGUAUGAUGGAGGGUAUUGCUAUUUUGAGAUUUUUGAACAGAGGGACUGGACCUAAAGGAGAAAGAUACAUUCUGACUCAACCCAACAUGUACGCUCGAGGUAUUCUUUUCGGUAAGAUGAAGUAUGAGCUCGGUGAUCAUAGUUUUGUGCGCUGCCCGGAGCUCGGAUUGAGCGCAGAUAUUGAGUUCAAGACGAAGGGCUACUUUGGAGGAACUUACAAUGCUAUUGGGGGUAGUAUCAAGAAUGACAAGACAGGGGAAAUUCUCUAUGAGCUUUCGGGUAUGUGGAAUGGAGAAAUGUUUAUCAAGAACGUUAAGACGGGUAAGAAAGAUCUUUUGUUUGAUGCUACGAGAGCGAGACCAUCACCUCCAUUAGUGAGACCUUUAGAAGAACAAGAUGAUAGAGAAUCGCAAAAGUUAUGGUUUAAGACGGCAAAAGCGGUUAAAGAACGCAACCACGAAGUUGCGACAGAUGAGAAGACAUUUAUCGAAGAUAUGCAGAGAGAUGAGGCUGCAAAGAGAGCAGAAGAUGGUGUUGAGUGGACUCCAAGGUUGUUUAGACCAGUACGAGGUGGCCCCGGUGGGUCCGAAGAGGGCGAAGAAGAUCUCGAUUGGAUCUUGAAUGCAAGCAUUGAUGGCGCUAGUCCACAAGAACAGACGGAACAAAUCCUCGCGGUUUAUCCAAUCCUUCCAGGUCAGAAAUUCACGGAAAAGAACCGUAUUCCUCCACAGCAUCACCAACAUACAGAACAGGCCAAUCCAUUACCACCCACGAUCCCAGUGGCAGCAGCUCCAGUCUCAAUUCCCUCUCAGGAGAAGGACAAGGAGAAUCUCAUUGAUUUGGGAAGAGAAUCACCAGCGCCAGUCCAAUCCCAGCAUGUACCAGCUGAUCUCCUUGCAGCUCAGACACAAAAUAAUGGGCAGCAACAAAAGGAUCUUGAGCGAAUCCUCCAGUCCACUAGUACGGUCCAAGGUCAGAACCAGGGUCCAUUAAUCGACUUCCAUGAUGAUCUAAGAAAAGACUUACCAGCAGCUACUGACACCCAGGGAACGGCCACCUCCACUCUGUAUCGACAGGAUACGGAUACUCACAGUGUAGACGAGUUUGUAGAUGCUGAGGGAUGAUUCGAGAAAGGAAGGUGCGCUGGGAUGUCGGAAUGAGCUGAGCUUGGCCAAUGCAUAAGUUCACAUGUGAUACUUGGUGUCACCCAAGCUGAGAAUUUCAACCCGCUUUACUAUCAAGAUUUCCUUUUUCUUCUAUGGUUGAAAAGGGCAGGGUAAGGAUUCACACGCAAUUUUUGGAAGCUCGGAUAUACUACUAGAUUGGACGGGCGGGGGUCAACCUGUACCUUUGUUAUAUAUGUUGGGAUUUUUGACAGUCUGCGAUG